AUGGAGACAAUUCGUGACUCCGCGUUUGGCAAGCUGGUUCGCCUGUUGACGAAUUCGCGAUUUCUUCAAUACCCAGAAGAGAUAGACCACACUACUUGUCAGCAGUGUCGAAAAGCACCACCGCAAGCCAAAGAUGAAGAGGCACCGCCUCCAUCUGUGGAGAGUUCAGAGGAAGAUGAGACUUGGGGCUUAUACAGUGUCAUGUCGCAGGCUUCCCGAGUGACUCGGCGUAAUUCUUGGCAGCCGACUCGCGAUGGAAGUGAGUGUGGCCUUCGACCAGGAACCGGAUUGGGAGAAGGUGCUAUUGUUGUGGAUUGGCGAGGAGCAAACGAUAGCGAGAAUCCUCAAAACUGGAGUACCAUGAAGAAGUUCCUUGUCAGCUGUGAGAUAUGGCUACUCACCUUUGCCAUUUAUAUCGGCUCUGCCAUCUACACUCCGGGUAUCCCUGGCAUUUCGGAGCAGUUUGGAGUGAGCAACGUAGCGGCCGUCCUUGGGCUCACUCUUUUUGUUCUCGGGUAUGGUCUUGGCCCGAUGGUCUGGUCACCCUUGUCAGAACUGCCUAAUAUUGGCCGAAGCCCAACCUAUGUCCUCACCCUGGUUGUUUUUGUUUUCUUCCAGUUUGCUGUCAUCUACGCCAAGAACUUUGGGAUGCUUCUUGCAUUUCGAUUCCUUACGGGCUUUAUUGGCUCCCCUUGUCUUGCGACGGGGGCUGCAUCCAUGGGUGAUAUUUGGAACCCUAUCCUACAGGCGGCAUGGAGUCCUUGA
Aspergillus puulaauensis is the source of this 765-nucleotide messenger RNA. RefSeq lists its product as uncharacterized. Gene Ontology annotation, molecular function: fluconazole transmembrane transporter activity. Gene Ontology annotation, biological process: xenobiotic detoxification by transmembrane export across the plasma membrane. The record is from RefSeq and is a predicted model, not a curated record. The coding region runs from base 1 to 765 and encodes 254 amino acids. The transcript has 3 exons. NCBI's taxonomy places the organism in Eukaryota, Fungi, Ascomycota, Eurotiomycetes, Eurotiales, Aspergillaceae.